Phyllostomus discolor (pale spear-nosed bat) is the source of this 4956-nucleotide messenger RNA. RefSeq names its product SH2 domain containing 4B (gene SH2D4B). The transcript has 8 exons. Gene Ontology annotation, cellular component: cytoplasm. Bases 401 to 1699 code for a protein of 432 amino acids. Lineage: Eukaryota; Metazoa; Chordata; Mammalia; Chiroptera; Phyllostomidae. The record is from RefSeq and is a predicted model, not a curated record.
UCGACACCUGUGGCCCAGGCAGGGCUGUGCCUAGGCAUUGUCCUGCAGAACUGGAGGCUUUGACCCUCCUCAUUGUCCCUGAACCCCAGGGGAAGCCAAGAUACAGGUGCUGCUGCGAUGCGGUGCUUGGUGACCCAACAGAAGGACUAGAUUGUUCCUGGCGCCUGCUUCCCCUUGAAGGGUUGCAGCUGCCUCUUGGCUUCCUGCUACCAACCCCUGUUGCUGUCCUGGGCAGAGGAGAUGAGUUUGUCGCUUCCUAGGAGCUGAGGCAGGGUAACGAAUGAUGCUACACAGAGAAGGGGCUCUUGGAGUGGCCUUGGAGUGAGAAGCUGGGCGAAGAGUAGCCUGUCUGGGUUUCCUUGUCUGGCUGCCCUUCUGGUGUGUGCAUCCAGGUGGCAUCAUGCUACAGCAGAUCCUGCACGACAUGUACAUUGACCCUGAGCUCCUCACUGAGCUCAGUGAUGUGCAGAAGCACAUCCUUUUCUACAAAAUGCGAGAGGAGCAGCUGAGGCGCUGGCGGGAGCACGAGGCUUGGGAGGCCCUGGCCGAGGCAGAGGGACUCAGGCCCCCGAAGGUCAAGCGAGCAAGUGACAAGCACAUCCAAUGGCUCCUGGGGGCAGAUGGCGAGGUUUGGGUCUGGAUCAUGGGAGAAGGCCCUGGUGACAAGCCCUAUGAAGAGAUCUCUGAGGAGCUGAUUGCAGAGAGGGCACGGCUGCAGGCUCAGAGGGAGGCUGAGGAACUCUGGAGACAGAAGGAGGCAGAGAUCACCAACAAGUUCCGGGAUGCUCUGGCCAAUGAGAAAGCCCGAAUCCUGGCAGAGAGGUGGAAAGUGGAGAUGGAGGACCGGAAGGCUGCCAAAGUCCUAGAGGAGCGCAUUCGUGAGGAAUUUAAGAGGAAAGAGGAAGAGGAGAGGAAGCGAGGAGAAGAGCAGAUUCGUCUACAGGAGGAGCAGAGGGCAAGGGAACUCUACUGGACACUGAAGCAGGCCCAGCUACAGAGCCAAGCAAGUGAGAAGGAGGAACGAGAGUGGGAAGAACAGUUGCGUCGGUCCAAGGCAGCUGAUGAGGAAAGAAGCCGCCGAGCCCAGCGGGCCCGAGAUGAGUACCGACGCCUUUCACUCCGUGCCAUCCAGAAGGGCACUGUCUCUGGCCUCAGCUUCAUGUUCCGAGAGCUUGGCCAGAGCCAUGAGCAGGAGGCCAGACUCUACCACCACUUCCCAGGCCCGGGUCCACCACUACCCCUCGCAAUGCCUGUCAGCAGGACUUGGGAGCGCCCAUUGCGACCUGUCUCCAGAGAAGUCAUAGUCCGCUGGUUUAAGGAGGAACAGCUGCCUCGCCAAGCUGGCUUUGAGAGGAACACCAAAUCCAUCGCUCCCUGGUUCCAUGGAAUUAUUAGCCGAGAAGAUGCAGAAGGUCUCCUUGAGAACAUGACUGAGGGAGCAUUUCUGGUCCGGAUCAGUGAGAAAAUCUGGGGAUAUACCUUGUCCUAUCGCCUGCAGAAAGGGUUCAAGCACUUUCUUGUGGAUGCCUCUGGGGAUUUUUACAGCUUCCUGGGAGUGGACCCCAAUCGCCAUGCCACACUCACCGAUCUCAUUGAUUUCCACAAGGAGGAAAUUAUCACUGUUUCAGGGGGAGAGUUGCUGCAGGAACCCUGUGGGCAGAGGGACAGCCCACCAGACUACCAUCUGCUGUUUGAAUAACUGUUUUCCCCUCAUCAACUGGAUUCUUUUGGGCAUCCUUUUUUUUUUAUUUUGAACUCAAGAACUUCUCAGCUCAAAUCCCUAUGGCCUUCUGGAAGAUGCACCACCAUUCAGAGGAUUAAAUACAUUUGAAUGUCUCAAGAGAUAUGAAAUAUAUGGCAUAUAUGCUACUGGUCCUUGUCCCAGUGCCCAGGAAAGAAAUUGCCAACUGUUGACGCAAAUCUUUCAUGAAGAAUUUAGAUAUGACCUCAGAAGAUGAAGCCUAUUUGUCACAACUGCUCUAGACUCAGCCCCUAGAGACCAUGGAUCAUGAUUUUAUAAUCCAAAGUAAUCCCAGUGCCUAGCUCUGAAUUUAACAUAUAGUGUCCAUUCAAUAAAUGUUUGUUGAAUGAAUGUACUUCUGAAAGUUUCCAACAUUAAUCCAUGAUUUCCAGUAAGUUAUUUCCUACUUGUCACUGCUUAUAUAGUCAUGGAGCUUAUAGGGGAGGUAUUGUAAGGGAUUUAUGUGGAAAACAUAGAUGCUGCAUCUUUAACAAUGUUCAUUAUCACUCUCAUUGACAGUGUCACUGGAAUUACUAAGGCUUUUGAGCCCCAGCUUCUAGAGCAGAUGACUGAUACUGCUCUGCCUUCCUUAUUUGCCUCUUCUUCUGCCACCCUUCCUCUGUCUGAAAUUAUAACUUGGCCCUCAUUUUACAAUAUGGAGGCAGUGGUUUUACAUAUUACUAUGGAUGUGCCCCAAACCUAGGGUGAAUUAUAAUUUAAGAAUGGUUUGUAUACUUAAGAAUGGUCUGAUAAGUCCUUUGUUCUCUAUUAUUUGGCCCUUUUCAUACAGGUUACUCAAGUGAUUACCUGUGCUUUCAUAGUCCUUUGAUUUUUUAUUCUGCUCACUUAAUUUGAUUGUGUCUUCCUGUUAAGAAAAGACUCUCCCAAUAACUUCUUAGUAACUUUCAGGGAUGGUGUCUACUUGUGCAUACUUAGGUUUCACACUUAUGGGCUUAUACAUAGAGAUAGCUUUGUAUUUGGUGACAGUAAAAAGAUGAAUGAACUCUGUAUGUCAACUGCCUGGUUUACCUUACUUGAUAGUUUUAUCAACAUCUCUUAUGCUCCACUUCACCUCCUGCCUCCUCUGUUCCUCAAGUUCUUGACCUCUGGUUUCACCCCAGGUGCCACCACUGCAACCAGUUUUGCACAGGCUCUACUCUUCCCCAUUGUGUCCACAGCUUCGUGUGACCAUGAGCCAAUGGCACCUUGCCAAACGUGGUACUCUGGCCUCUCUGCUGUUGCCACAGAGGCAUAAGACGCCAUGCAACUAAGAGCUGGGAAGUGAACUUUCCAGGCAGUGAACCUUUAUCAAUGGUUGAUAAACUAGUUCUUCUCCCUUUCUCCUUCUGGAGGGACUUUUUAGAGAGGCAGUUCUCAACAUAUCCUCUUAGAAGACAGUACUGCAUGGUCCAGCAGUAAGUCAGAAUGAAACCAAGCAGUGGUCUACCCUCCUGUUUGUUCUUCCUCCUUUUCUGCCUCACCCCAGUUUCUCUUUCUCCUGCUCCCCUGGAUUGCACUCCUGAGUAAAGUAACAGCAUGGAAUCACUUACCACAGGCUCUGCCUCUUGGGAAGCCAGAAUAAGGACCCAUCAUACAAGUGUAUUUAAGGAUGUCAAUUUUACAGUCUGCUUCCAGAGCUUCCCUCCUGUCUGCCUGUCUCACAGGCCCCUGAGGAUAAAAUACAGUGAUAGAAAGAACCUGCUUUCUGAACUCUAAAGUGCUUUAAAAACCAUAACUGAUAUUGUUAAAAUUACCUUCUUUCUGUUAGACUUGGAGGAACCAAAUUUUAGCUUUGGCUACACUACUUACCCACUGUCUGACUUUAUUCAAGUCACUUAACCACACUAAAGCUCACUGUAACUGAGAAGAGAAUUUUCUGUAGGGCCAUCACUAAGUUUUUUGGCAGAUCAGUUUAAUGAUAACUAUAAAAUCUCUGUCCAAGUGAAAGGUAUUUCUAAUAGAAACUACCACAAUAGCAACAAUUAUUUCGUGCUUCGCAGUGAUGUGUCAAGGGGACAGGAUGUGAUGAUUUUCCAGGCAUUAGAAGAAAGUUUUAAUUCCAAGAACUAGCAACAGCUUUUGAAGCUGACGGAGAUGGGCAGAGAACCUGAACCCCUGAGCCAUUGUUCCUGUCACCCUAACUGAUAUGUGAGCGAUGACGGCGGAGGUGUCCGUGCCUGACACAUUUACUUCACUUUGUUUGGGGCCUGCACUUUCUGCAUGUCUCAUAUGUUUUGGGUUUUACCUGGCCUUAAAAUAAAUUUCUUACAAGUUGUCCUGAAAAUGAAAUUACUGUCUGGAAAACUGCAAUUUCAUCCUGAGAAUUUUAUUAUGCUAAUAAAUGUCAGGAUGCUCAAAUAAAGGAAUUGCUUUUUUUUCCCUGAGCCCUACAAAUAUGAUAAAAAACAGCUAUAAGUCUCAGCAGAAGGAAAAUUUACAAUCUACAACUAGAAAAAGUUAUAAAAAACACCACACAACUUAAUGGAAGAUGUAUUUCAAGGGAUGAAAGAGUAACUUUGGGCACAGAUUCAGGGAGAUCUCUGGGUAGCUGAUUUGGGGAGCUGUGCACUUGGGAGUGGGGGCCUAUCAGGAGCGGUGAACCUUCAUCAGUGGGAGACAGUGGCCAAUAAAUCAAUUCUUCUCCCUUUCUCCUCCUGGAGGGACUUUUCUGAGGCAGUUAUCAGCAUAGCCUGUGAGAGUGAACCAUUAGAAGGGAGAUGUGGAUAUGAAGACCUGGGAGCCUGGGGACUGUUCCCUUUUGUACCUUUGAAUACUCCAUUAUCCUCAGCACUAAAUCUGGAAACAAGGUCUUUUGUUCUGUGACCCCAAUUUCCUGGGCCACAGUUUCUUCUGUGAAAUGGGGUAAACAGUGCCUGUCUGAGAGCGUGGAUGUGAAAAUAGCAUAAUGUGAGAUUUUGUAAUAGUAAUGACAUUAUUUCAGCUCUGUGUGUGUGUGCAUGUGUGUAUAAGUUUCACAACCAUGCUAAAGGAGACAAUGCUAUCACCUCCAUCUUGCACAAAGGGAGACUGAGGCCCAAAGCAGCUCAGAACUUCUCCAGGGCCGCUUCUCUGGUCACUUGUAUUAUUGCACUGGGACUCAAAGUCUGGCUUUGGAGUGUGUGUAGACCUUAAGCCUGCCCUUCUCAAACCAGGAUGUGCAGAUCAAACAUAAGGUGACGUUCUUAAAAUGCAGAUUCUCCUUCCAUGGUUCUGGG